Molecule: messenger RNA, 1869 nt
Organism: Candida tropicalis MYA-3404
Lineage: Eukaryota; Fungi; Ascomycota; Pichiomycetes; Serinales; Debaryomycetaceae
Exons: 1
Coding region: 1-1869 (622 amino acids)
Biological process (GO): protein deneddylation
Cellular component (GO): COP9 signalosome
Source: RefSeq, a predicted model, not a curated record
AUGUCAGACGAAGAAUUUUAUUCAGAAGAAUCAUAUGAAUUUGAAUUUGAAGACGAAGAUGAAGAUGAAGAUGCUGGAUCAAACAACAAUGAUAAUGAUAGUGAUAGUAAGAUAGAUGAAGAUUCAUCAAUCGAAAACUUGUAUUACACAGCUAAAGGAUUCAAAGAUGAAGAUGAAGAUAAAGCAAUUGAGAAAUUUAACGAAAUUAUCACAUCGAAAGAUAAAGACUCUGAAUGUGAUCAUUAUGAAUACGUAUUUAAGAGUCAUAAACAGUUGAUGAAAUUAUACUUUAAGCAAAAGAAUUACGAUUCUGUGUUGAAUACGUUGAAGGAAUUAUUUACGGUAAUAUCUAAAAUUGACAAAUCUUAUUUUGAGGAUUCAAUCUCCAAGAUGAUUGUACAUUAUUCAAUUGAUAGUAAUAAUUUUGAAUUUUUGAAUCAAUUCUAUAAUAUUCUACUCGAGAAAUCACAAUUGAAUAACAUUAGAUUAUGGUUUAAAAUAAAUACAAACUUAUUAAACUUAAAGAUUGAACAGAAGCAAUAUCAAGAAAUCCCUGAAUUAUUGAAACAAAUUUAUGAAAAAUUGAAAUCAUCUAACGAAUCAAUUCAGAAAUCAUUCACAUUACAAAUCAUUGCCUGUGAAAUAGAUUAUCUUUCAAAAGUUUCCAACAACGAUACUAAGAAUUUAGCAAGAAUGGGCCAAUUGUACAGAAUGAGCUUGAAAAUUACAACAGCCGUAACCCACCCAAAGAUCCUUGCUGUUGUUAAAGAAUGCGGGGGUAAAGUUCAAUUCUAUAGAGAAAAUUUUGAAAAAGCUCAUGUUGAAUUUUAUGAAAGUUUUAAAAGCUAUGAUGAAGCUGGAUCUUCAUUGAAAUAUAAAUUAUUGAAAUAUGUGGCAUUGUGUUCUUUAUUAACAGAAAAUGAACUAGAUCCAUUUGAAAGUCAGGAAACUCAAACAAUUUCUAAAUCACCAGAAUUUGACAAUUUGAAACUUUUAAUAAAGGCAUAUAAUUCGUUAAAAUUGAAUGAAUUCCAAACAAUUCUUGAACGACUCAAUGAUACCAAUGAUGAUUUUUAUAAAGAUUCUAUUUUCAUUGAUUCAUGCAAAGAGAUUUUGAAAAACUUGCAAAGUAAAAUAUUGUUGAACUACAUCAAGGGUUAUUCUGCUAUUAAAUUCGAAUUCCUUUGUCGUCAAUUGAAAAUAAAUGAACCCGAGUUAGAAUGUUUACUUUUAAAGUCUGUAUCCAAUGGUAAAUUCAAGGAAUCAAAAAUUGAUUUUGUCAACAAGGUAAUUUUCACAGCAUCAGCAGAUAAGAAAUAUUUGAACAGAGCAUGCUUCCCUCAAACUUCAACCAAAGAUAUCUACUAUAAUGUGAAAUUAUUAGAAUUUGUAUCACCACCACCUCCAUCAACCUUAUCUAUAAUUCAAGAUGAUAUAAUGGAAGUUGAUGAAAGUUCAACAACUACUAGCAACAACGGCAAUAGUAAUAAUCUACGUUUGAAGAACACGAAUUACAUGCACAGAUUUUUCUUUGCUAUUGACAGACCUACAAAAGCAAAAGAUUGGUUUAGUUCUAUCGAAUCAUGGUAUAUCUUUAUGAUGUCUGGUAUUCCUGCUUCACAUAAGGAUGAAAUUAGUCAAAAGGAACAAGUUAUUAAUGAGCAAAAGGCUGAAAAUAUCACUACAUCGACAAGUAUGAGUAAUAAAGCAGAAAGUGAAUUGGCUAAUUUCAAUACAGGGUUAUUGAAUUCAACGGUUAAUCUUGAAGAUGACAAUAAUGAUGUUUCAGAUAUCGAAGAGAUUAAUAAAGUUGAUGUGUUGAAUAAUUGGUAUAGAGAACUUCAGGAUUAUUUGAAUCUGAUUGCAUAA